Molecule: messenger RNA, 605 nt
Organism: Drosophila hydei
Lineage: Eukaryota; Metazoa; Arthropoda; Insecta; Diptera; Drosophilidae
Gene: mago
Product: protein mago nashi
Exons: 2
Coding region: 114-557 (147 amino acids)
Biological process (GO): RNA splicing
Cellular component (GO): catalytic step 2 spliceosome; nucleus; exon-exon junction complex
Source: RefSeq, a predicted model, not a curated record
ACCAACCGCAAUACAACAACCCUGAAAAUAGCCGCAACGUUGUGGGUAAAAGUAGAUGCAGAAAGAAAAACAAUUUUUCAUAAGAUAAAAAGCGUUAAAACCUAGUGAAAAUAAUGUCUACGGAAGACUUCUACUUACGCUACUAUGUUGGUCACAAAGGAAAGUUCGGACAUGAGUUCCUCGAGUUUGAGUUCCGGCCGGAUGGAAAACUGCGCUAUGCCAACAAUUCCAACUAUAAAAAUGACACCAUGAUCCGCAAAGAAGCAUUUGUCCAUCAAUCUGUCAUGGAAGAAUUAAAGCGCAUCAUUAUUGACUCGGAGAUCAUGCAGGAAGAUGAUCUGCCUUGGCCCCCACCGGAUCGAGUUGGCCGACAGGAACUGGAAAUUGUGAUCGGCGAUGAGCACAUAUCCUUCACCACCUCAAAAACAGGCUCAUUGGUGGACGUCAAUCGGUCCAAGGAUCCAGAAGGCUUACGCUGUUUCUAUUAUUUGGUACAGGAUCUAAAAUGUUUGGUCUUCUCGCUCAUUGGUCUGCAUUUUAAAAUUAAGCCCAUAUAAAACUGUUGCCGAAACCGCAUUCAAACUCAUUUAUAUAUUCUAUACAUA